AUGGAAAAACACCAAACUCAAGAACUCAAACACUCUUGCAAAUUCUGUAACAAAAGCUUCCCUUGUGGUAGAUCCUUAGGAGGUCACAUGAGGUCUCAUAUAAACAACUCAUCGCCAUCAUCUGAAAAAACAGAACAAAAAACAGAACAGAAAGAAAAGCUUGAUUCAAUCAACAACGGUUGCAUUGGUUCCGAAACUAAUGGGAGCUAUGGUUUAAGAGAGAAUCCAAAGAAAACAUGGAGAAAGAGAAUCGCAGAUUCAAGUGAAGAGGGUUUGGUCUAUGACAAGUUCUGCAAAGAGUGUGGAAAAUGUUUUCAGUCUUGGAAAGCUUUGUUUGGUCACAUGAAGUGUCAUUCAGAAAAAGAAAGAGUUUGUAACAGCUUGGAGGAUCAAGAUUCAUGGACUAAUAACGCGAAAGAUGUUCAAUCGGAUAACGAAAUCACUGCUCCAAGUAGAAAAAGAAGAUCAAAGAGAACAAGAACAAGGUGUAACAUGGUUGCUGCUGCAACUGUAACAGCAACAACUUGUUCUUCUGUUUCUGAAGUUGAACAAGAGCAAGAAGAAGUUGCUAUGAGCUUGAUUAUGCUUAGUAAAGAUGUUAGUCCUUGGAGCGGUCUUGCUGAAUCUUCCGAUAACAAUUCUGUUUACAUCGAACGUCGAUCUUCGGUUCGAACUAGUCUUGUUACUAAAUUCAAUGCCAGCAACAAGAAUCUCACUAGUACUAGUACUAUGAAUAUUGCGAAGUUGAUGAAGCAGAAGAAUUUCAACUUGAAAGGAAAAAGUUCGGAAAUUUUAGAUACUGAAAAAGGGUUCAUCAAAUCAACGAAAUUCGAGCUUGAUUAUGUGUCAACAUUGGUUGAUUCAGAAGGUGAAAAUGGAAAAAACAUAGUCAAUGGAACAGAAUCGGUUACUAUGGGAAAAUUUGAGUGCACAACUUGCAACAAAAUCUUUCAUUCGUAUCAAGCUCUUGGAGGUCAUAGAGCAAGUCAUAAAAAGAACAAAGGCUGUUUCGCUUCAAAGAUCGACAACAACAUUGAAAACAGCAUUGAGUUCGAAAAUGAUCUGUCUCGUGAACCAACAACCGAAAGCAAGAUCGUGAAGAUUAGUCAUAGCCAUAACAACAAUGAACAUGCUCAAAACAUGAAGAUCAAAGGUCAUCACGAGUGUCCAAUUUGCUUUAAGGUUUUUCAAUCUGGUCAAGCUUUAGGUGGACAUAAGAGAUCUCAUAUGGUUGUUGGUUCUUCCGGUGGUGGUUCUGAGAGUAGAGUUCCACAGAUUAGGGACUUUCUUGAUCUUAAUCUUCCUGCUGCUGCUACUGAAGAAGGAAGUAGUAGCCAUGCUGAUUCUAACAGACCUUGGUGGAUUGUUGAAAGUAACCAUAAGCAAGAGGCACUUGUAGGGUAG
Messenger RNA from Lathyrus sativus (Indian pea), 1404 nucleotides. The record is from the annotation of a GenBank genome assembly. Lineage: Eukaryota; Viridiplantae; Streptophyta; Magnoliopsida; Fabales; Fabaceae.